AUGGCAACUAAUUUCGUCAUUUGUCUUUUUCAGUUGUCCGAUCUGCGCAUAUGCCAAGGUGACCAGAAGAAGGUGGAAAAUUCGACCUUCGAGUUGUGGGAUGUCGGGCACAAUGAUGAUCCUAUCAAAUCCAUCAUCAGGGUAGAGGCUCCAAACGCGCUGAGUGCCAAGACCUGGCUUCAGGACUUGGAAAAGAACAUUAAAUCACAAGGUUGGACAUUUUUGUGA
This is a messenger RNA of Dibothriocephalus latus, 228 nucleotides long. Lineage: Eukaryota; Metazoa; Platyhelminthes; Cestoda; Diphyllobothriidea; Diphyllobothriidae. The record is from the annotation of a GenBank genome assembly.